Histoplasma mississippiense is the source of this 177-nucleotide messenger RNA. RefSeq lists its product with no specific name. NCBI's taxonomy places the organism in Eukaryota, Fungi, Ascomycota, Eurotiomycetes, Onygenales, Ajellomycetaceae. The transcript has 3 exons. The coding region runs from base 1 to 177 and encodes 58 amino acids. The record is from RefSeq and is a predicted model, not a curated record.
AUGGCGAAUGAUGAUGCUCCACAGAAAGAGGCGAAGGAGGUUGUUGAGGACUUGCUUGAGUUUUACAAAGAAGACAUGGAGGAUAAGAAUUUCAGAGGGAAGCGGAGGGGUGGGUUGAGCUGUGGCAAUGGACGUGUGGUAUAUAUUUCUGCUUUGGGUGGCCCUUCCGUUGUUUAG